Messenger RNA from Naegleria fowleri, 615 nucleotides. RefSeq lists its product as uncharacterized. The coding region runs from base 1 to 615 and encodes 204 amino acids. Gene Ontology annotation, biological process: RNA splicing. Gene Ontology annotation, cellular component: precatalytic spliceosome. The transcript has a single exon. The record is from RefSeq and is a predicted model, not a curated record. Lineage: Eukaryota; Heterolobosea; Eutetramitea; Acrasida; Naegleriidae.
AUGCCAAGAGAAAGUCGAAAUGCAAAUCCGCAACAUCAUCAACCUGCAUCGAAACCUCAAGGUGCCGUCUCCACUACAUCCCGAUAUCAACCCUAUCCAAAUAAAAGAAAUAUUGAAUCUGAAAAUUAUAAAUCAAACGAUCAUCAUCAUGAAGAGAAAAAAGGUGCUUUCCGAACUAGUGAUGACGGAGUGAAUGCAUCGUAUGGAAAAGUUCCGACUGAUAACAUUUCGAAAACAACAAUGAACACUUUAACGCGAAAUGACUCAAAACAACAACACUCAAAAUCUACAGCACCUAAUUUAAAUGGAAAAUCGAAUUCUUCUUCAGAGAAUAUGUAUCAAAUACAAAGAGAAAGAAAUACAAGUAAAUACGGAAAAGCAUCAAAUAUUGACGACGAUGAUCUCAUCAUUCCCACCGUAGAAGAUGAUGAAAAUUUACAAUUAAUGAAAGCACUAGGUUUACCCACUCAAUUCGACACCACACAUGAAAAAUAUGUUCCAGGAAAAGCACACCAUUUGAGUGGUGUAAAAAUCACCAGCAAACGAAAAGUACGUCAAGUCAUGAAUCUCAAAGACAAGCCAACCCACAACACCAAUAAACCAAGAUUUCAAUAA